UCGUCCAGCAGUUGCAUUAAUUCGGAAACUGAUAGCAGUGUUAGAAUCUAUUGAACGUCUACCUCUCCACUUGUAUGAUACACCAGGAUCUACGUAUAAUCUUCAGAUAUUAACAAGGCGCUUGAGGUUUCGUUUGGAACGUGCCUCAGGGGAGACAUCUUUAAUAGAUCGAACUGGUAGAAUGCUAAAGAUGGAGCCGUUGGCGACUGUUGAAUCUCUAGAACAGUAUCUCCUGAAAAUGGUAGCAAAGCAAUGGUACGACUUUGAUAGGGCUUCAUUUGUUUUUGUGCGAAAACUACGUGAAGGCCAAACAUUCGUGUUCAGGCAUCAACAUGAUUUUGAUGAAAAUGGAAUUAUUUACUGGAUUGGGACAAAUGCAAAAACUGCAUAUGAGUGGGUAAAUCCAGCAGCCUAUGGGUUAGUAGUGGUUACAUCCUCAGAAGGAAGAAAUCUGCCUUAUGGCCGUUUAGAAGACAUCCUAAGCCGUGACAGUUCAGCCCUCAAUUGUCAUACUAACGAUGAUAAGAAUGCUUGGUUUGCCAUAGAUCUUGGCCUUUGGGUUAUACCAUCAGCUUACACGUUACGUCAUGCUCGAGGUUAUGGACGAUCUGCUCUCAGAAAUUGGGUUUUCCAGGUGUCUAAGGAUGGACAGAACUGGACGACUUUGUAUACUCACGUUGAUGACUGUAGUCUCAACGAACCAGGAUCUACAGCAACAUGGCCUUUAGAUCCUCCAAAAGAUGAGAAACAAGGUUGGAGACAUGUUAGAAUAAAACAGAUGGGAAAGAAUGCCAGUGGGCAAACACACUACCUCUCCCUGUCUGGAUUUGAACUUUAUGGCACUGUGAAUGGAGUAUGUGAAGAUCAGCUGGGAAAAGCAGCUAAAGAAGCUGAAGCAAAUCUGCGAAGGCAGCGACGUCUGGUCCGUUCUCAGGUGUUGAAAUACAUGGUUCCAGGAGCUCGUGUAAUCAGAGGAAUUGAUUGGAAAUGGAGAGAUCAGGAUGGAAGCCCACAGGGUGAAGGCACUGUUACGGGAGAAUUGCAUAACGGCUGGAUUGAUGUCACCUGGGAUGCUGGUGGCUCUAACUCUUACCGUAUGGGCGCAGAAGGAAAGUUUGACCUCAAGCUUGCACCAGGGUACGACCCUGAUUCAGCGGCAUCACCCAAACCUGUUUCAUCCACUGUUUCAGGCACAACGCAGUCAUGGAGCAGCUUGGUGAAAAACAACUGUCCAGACAAGACGACUGCUGCUGCAGGCUCCUCAAGUAGAAAAGGAAGCAGCAGUUCUGUGUGUAGCGUGGCCAGUAGCAGCGACAUCAGCUUGGGUUCGACCAAAAUGGAGCGGAGAUCAGAAAGUGUAAUGGAGCAAAAUAUAGUUUCAGGCACUGACGUCCAUGAACCAAUUGUUGUUCUGUCUUCCGCUGAUAGUGUGCCUCAGGCUGAAGUAGGGUCAUCUUCCAGUGCAAGCACCAGCACCUUAACAGCGGACAUGGGAAACGAAAAUGCAGAGAGGAAGUUAGGUCCUGAUAACUCAAUACGUACUCCUGGGGAGUCCAGUGCUAUAUCCAUGGGAAUUGUUAGCGUAAGCUCUCCUGAUGUGAGUUCGGUCUCUGAACUGACUAAUAAAGAAGCAGCUUCUCAACGACCUCUAAGCUCUUCAGCAAGUAACAGACUCUCAGUCAGUUCUUUGUUGGCUGCCGGGGCACCGAUGAGCUCCAGUGCAAGUGUUCCUAACUUAUCAUCUCGAGAGACCUCCAGCCUGGAGUCCUUUGUACGAAGAGUGGCAAACAUAGCACGUACCAAUGCCACAAACAACAUGAAUUUAAGCCGAAGUAGCAGUGAUAACAAUACUAAUACUUUGGGAAGAAAUGUCAUGAGUACUGCAACUUCUCCUCUUAUGGGUGCCCAAAGUUUUCCUAAUCUGACUACAACUGGUACCACAUCAACAGUGACCAUGUCUACAUCCAGUGUUACUAGCAGCAGCAAUGUAGCUACAGCAACUACAGUUUUAUCUGUUGGUCAGUCGCUUAGUAAUACUCUAACUACUAGCCUAACAUCAACAUCUAGUGAGAGCGAUACAGGUCAGGAGGCAGAAUAUUCUUUAUAUGAUUUUCUUGAUAGCUGCCGAGCUAGUACUCUGUUGGCAGAGUUAGAUGAUGAUGAGGAUCUGCCUGAACCAGAUGAAGAAGAUGAUGAAAAUGAAGAUGACAACCAAGAAGAUCAAGAAUAUGAGGAAGUUAUGGAAGAGGAGGAGUAUGAAACCAAAGGAGGCCGUAGAAGAACAUGGGAUGAUGAUUAUGUAUUGAAACGGCAGUUUUCUGCUCUGGUUCCUGCUUUUGACCCAAGACCUGGUCGUACUAAUGUUCAACAGACAACUGACCUGGAAAUCCCUCCACCAGGUACACCUCAUUCAGAACUCUUGGAAGAGGUUGAGUGCAUGCCUUCGCCACGCUUAGCACUGACCUUGAAAGUUUCAGGUCUUGGAACAACUCGAGAAGUAGAACUGCCCUUAACAAACUUUCGAUCUACCAUCUUUUACUAUGUACAGAAAUUGUUACAGCUUUCCUGUAAUGGCAAUGUGAAAUCCGACAAACUUAGACGUAUUUGGGAGCCAACAUACACAAUCAUGUACAGAGAAAUGAAGGAUUCUGAUAAAGAGAAAGAAAGUGGAAAAAUGGGUUGCUGGUCAGUAGAGCAUGUGGAGCAGUACCUUGGCACUGAUGAAUUACCAAAGAAUGACUUGAUAACCUACCUGCAGAAGAAUGCAGACUCAGCUUUCCUGCGCCACUGGAAAUUAACCGGCACUAAUAAAAGUAUUAGGAAAAACAGAAAUUGUUCCCAGCUCAUAGCUGCAUACAAGGAUUUUUGUGAACAUGGAUCAAAAUCUGGAUUAAGUCAAGGGGCCAUUUCUACUCUUCAAAAUUCUGAUAUCCUUAGUUUGGCAAAGGAACAACCUCAGGCCAAAGCUGGCAGUGGGCAGAACUCCUGUGGAGUAGAAGAUGUUCUGCAGUUACUUCGCAUUUUGUAUAUAGUUGCCAGUGACCCUUACACAGCACGAACUUCUCAAGAAGAAGGAGAUGAGCAUCCUCAGUUUAACUUUCCACCAGAUGAAUUCACAAGCAAAAAAAUUACUACAAAGAUUCUGCAACAGAUUGAGGAGCCUUUGGCACUAGCAAGUGGAGCUUUGCCAGACUGGUGUGAGCAGCUAACAAGCAAGUGUCCUUUCUUAAUUCCAUUUGAAACAAGGCAGUUGUACUUCACAUGCACAGCAUUUGGAGCAUCAAGAGCAAUUGUAUGGCUACAGAACAGACGUGAAGCCACUGUUGAGCGGACAAGGACCACAAGCACAGUGCGCCGUGAUGAGCCAGGAGAAUUCAGAGUUGGACGCCUCAAACAUGAAAGAGUGAAAGUUCCACGAGGUGAAUCCUUGAUGGAAUGGGCGGAAAAUGUCAUGCAUAUUCAUGCAGACAGAAAAUCUGUUCUAGAGGUUGAGUUUUUAGGGGAGGAAGGAACAGGCCUGGGUCCUACCUUGGAAUUUUAUGCAUUGGUGGCAGCAGAAUUUCAGAGGACAGAUUUGGGUGCUUGGCUUUGUGAUGACGACUUUCCAGAUGAUGAGUCUCGUCAGGUUGAUAUUGGUGGUGGACUGAAACCCCCUGGAUACUAUGUACAGAGAUCAUGUGGACUCUUCACAGCACCAUUCCCGCAAGAUAGUGAUGACCUUGAAAGAAUAACCAAACUCUUUCAUUUCCUUGGAAUUUUCUUGGCUAAAUGCAUUCAGGACAAUAGACUUGUGGAUUUACCCAUUUCUAAGCCUUUUUUUAAACUCAUGUGUAUGGGGGACAUCAAAAGUAACAUGAGUAAGUUGAUAUAUGAGUCACGGGGUGACAGAGACUUGCACUGUACUGAAAGUCAGUCGGAGGCUUCUACAGAAGAAGGGCAUGAUUCCUUGUCGGUAGGAAGUCUGGAAGAAGACUCCAAAUCAGAAUUUAUUCUUGAUCCACCAAAACCUAAACCUCCUGCCUGGUUUAAUGGAAUUUUAACAUGGGAAGACUUUGAAUUAGUAAAUCCACAUAGAGCUAGGUUUCUAAAAGAAAUUAAGGACCUUGCAAUUAAAAGGCGUCAAAUUUUAAGCAACAAAAGUCUGUCAGAAGAUGAGAAGAACACAAAACUACAGGAAUUAAUGCUGAAGAAUCCAUCAGGUUCGGGGCCUCCACUUAGCAUAGAAGAUUUGGGUCUAAAUUUUCAGUUUUGCCCUUCAUCCAAAGUAUAUGGGUUUACAGCUGUGGAUCUCAAGCCAGGUGGUGAAGAUGAGACUGUAACAAUGGAUAAUGCAGAGGAAUACGUAGAUCUCAUGUUUGACUUCUGCAUGCAUACUGGUAUACAGAAACAGAUGGAGGCAUUCAGAGAUGGCUUCAAUAGAGUCUUCCCAAUGGAGAAGCUGAGUUCCUUCAGCCAUGAAGAAGUUCAGAUGAUUCUUUGUGGAAAUCAAUCACCUUCUUGGGCAGCUGAGGAUAUCAUCAAUUAUACUGAACCUAAACUGGGAUACACACGAGAUAGCCCUGGAUUCCUUCGAUUUGUGAGAGUCUUGUGUGGUAUGUCUUCGGAUGAAAGGAAGGCUUUUCUCCAGUUCACCACUGGUUGUUCAACACUCCCACCAGGAGGACUGGCAAACCUACAUCCCCGGCUCACUGUUGUACGCAAGGUUGAUGCUACAGAUGCAAGUUACCCAUCUGUGAAUACCUGUGUGCAUUAUCUAAAGUUGCCUGAGUAUUCUUCUGAGGAGAUUAUGAGAGAGCGUCUGCUAGCUGCUACAAUGGAGAAAGGCUUCCAUCUCAACUGAGCCGCUGACUGCAACGUGGGACAAGAGAAAGUGUUUUUUGAUACUAGCGAAGCCUCUUGUGUUUGUGUGCAAAAAAUAUGAUCUCCACGCUGUGCUCUGAUGAGACUUGCCUUUUUUUUCACCUGUGAGGCUUUAGGAACAUGUGGAAUACGUUUGUUAGCUGCUAAUGACAAAAUAAAUCCUUGUAACUACACAGCCAGCAAGAAAUUGGCACAGAACACUGUGUGAUGCUUCAAGGGCUUGCACAACUGGAAAUUAAGGUGGUUCUGUUUGGCUGUUCCAAAGAACAGAUCAUCAGAUUUUCAGUGUUCACUGACACAAAUUUCUAACAGUGUAUUUGUGUAAAGUUUGUCAUUUAAUACCUUGUACACUACAGUUGCCAUCACUGAUCCCUGUUUUGCUGGCUUUAAGCUCAGAAACUUGCUUCCUUAAAACUUAGAGUUAAUGGGCAUCUCCAGCUUUUUCUUUUUUAAUGGUGCCUGCACUAUUGGAGUAUUUUAGUGGGUUUUUGCAUAUAAACAUGCACAACCUUUUUUUUUUUUCCUUUUUUCUUUCAAGUGGGAAUAUAUUUUGAUUUCUUAAAUGCCCUGCUAUAAAGAUCAAAUCCUUAAGUGUGUUUGUGCGGCUCGGCAAUAGAGCUAUUAAAAAACACUGGUUCCUAGUGCAAGGCACACUUAAAGCAAGUUUUACUUUGGUUGUAUUUUCUUUGUAUAUUAUAAACAUUUAUUUAACUUGUUGCAGUUUGAAGUUUAAAAAAACCACCUGGUAUGUAAGCUCAAAAGUAAUCAUUAAAAUGUUUGCAACAUAU
This is a messenger RNA of Pelecanus crispus (Dalmatian pelican), 5648 nucleotides long. The record is from RefSeq and is a predicted model, not a curated record. NCBI's taxonomy places the organism in Eukaryota, Metazoa, Chordata, Aves, Pelecaniformes, Pelecanidae.